This is a messenger RNA of Seriola aureovittata, 926 nucleotides long. RefSeq lists its product as uncharacterized. The transcript has 3 exons. The record is from RefSeq and is a predicted model, not a curated record. Lineage: Eukaryota; Metazoa; Chordata; Actinopteri; Carangiformes; Carangidae. The coding region runs from base 201 to 626 and encodes 141 amino acids.
GGGGGGGGGGGGACGAGGGGGAGCCACACGGGCAUCAUGAGGAGAGCUAAAGUUAAUGAACAGGAGAAGAGAGAUGGUUAAGCUUUCAGCCCACGCAUCUACAGAGCAGCUCCUCACCGAGACUUCCUAUCAGACUGGCUGUAGCUGAGGUGAAGGUGCAGCUGUAGCCAGAGGAGCUGAAUUCCUACAAGGCUCCGGAGAUGCCGCCCCCCAAGGGGCUGCUGCUCUGUCUCGGCAUUCUGUUGGUGACUGUUGGAGGGGUCAUGGUCAUGGUACUGGGAAUGCCCAAUCAGUCUUCCCCAAUGGUUAUAAUCGGUGUGUUCCUGGGUCUUAUGGGCAUAGCCCUGCUGGUCAUUGGACUCUGCAUGGCCAUGAAGAAUCUCCAGGUGGCAGUGCCCGGACACUUCCUGCUGCACCCCCGCACAGGCACACGCUUCAGCCCUCAGCAGGCCCUGGCCAUACAAAGGAGGUUGGACCGAAUUCGUCGGGAGAUGUCAGCUGACUCUGUCAGCCAGACACCGGAGCCUGAACCCUCCCUCCCAUCCACUCCACCCCCCUGGACUAUGGAGCCGCCUCCAUCCUAUGACACAGUGAUGAAAAGCCAGGAGCACAGCGAGCAGCUUUAACCUCUGGUGGACAUCUUUACUUUGCGUCGGUGCCUUUUGUCUUCGGUUCCCAGCGAAAACCUUUAGGAACAGUCGGUGCUAUCGGUGAACUCGCUACGACGGGCCUCUUGUGUGCCUUAAGACAGCCACCCUGACCCCAAACACAAGCCAAGGAGCAGGAAGAGGCUGCAGCUGGUUAAAGACUUACAGACUGAGCCCCAGCGUGGCCUCGAUGCCUGCUACAUGUGUGUUGUGACUCAUUUUGAAAGGAAUUGAAAUGAUCACUGCAACGGCUUCACUCUCUGCACUAAAGGCCUUCCC